Molecule: messenger RNA, 1844 nt
Organism: Impatiens glandulifera
Lineage: Eukaryota; Viridiplantae; Streptophyta; Magnoliopsida; Ericales; Balsaminaceae
Product: cell division protein FtsZ homolog 2-1, chloroplastic-like
Exons: 7
Coding region: 263-1630 (455 amino acids)
Biological process (GO): chloroplast fission
Cellular component (GO): chloroplast; cytoplasm
Molecular function (GO): GTPase activity; GTP binding
Source: RefSeq, a predicted model, not a curated record
UUUCUUUCUAGUCUCUUCUCUAUAUACAGGAAGAAGCCAUUUAUCAGCGCGUUUACUGUUCCUCUCAAGACAGUCUUAAAUUCCACCCUUUUGGUUUGAGAAUGGGUUCAAUGGAUGGUACGCUGCCGCUGCUCACUGUACUUCUCCCUUCACUCUUCGCAGGUUGAAGAAUUUGGGCAUUGUUUGAUUUUUACAACAUUUCAUCGCCUCUCCUAGUAGUAGUAGUUGUUCUUAUUCUUCUCGUUGUAUUUUCCUUUGCGAAAUGGCAACUUAUGUUCCUUGCAGCUUUGCACAUUCCGAUGUAUUGGCAGCUCGAAAUGGCCGAGCAUUAAAGGAGAAUUCUUAUAAAGGCAGAGAUUCUCAUCUGAAUAAGUCUCCAAUCUCUUUUCGGCUUAAAUGUUCAUUUAAUUCCCACAGAAUUAACCAACCAAAUGAAAGCAAAGAUGCUUUCUUGAAUCUUCAUCCUGAAGUUUCACUGCUGAGGGGAAAUGGAACUGAUGGAGGAGGUUCUAGCAGCAUGAGGAAGGAAGAGAUUUCAAAUGAACCAUCCAUUCCAAAUAAUAACUACAAUGAGGCGAAGAUCAAAGUGGUGGGAGUUGGAGGAGGCGGUUCGAAUGCUGUGAAUAGAAUGGUUCAGAGUUCUAUGACUGGUGUAGACUUUUGGAUUGUUAAUACAGACGUCCAAGCCAUGAGAAUGUCACCUGUGGGAAACCGUCUUCAAAUUGGCAGAGAAUUAACCAGAGGGCUUGGUGCUGGUGGGAAACCCGAUAUUGGAAUGAAUGCUGCAAAUGAGAGCAGGUCAGUUAUUGAGGAGGCGGUUUCUGGUGCAGAUAUGGUGUUUGUAACUGCUGGAAUGGGUGGAGGAACGGGAACAGGUGCAGCUCCAGUUGUGGCUGGAAUUGCAAAGUCGUUAGGAAUCUUGACUGUUGGUAUUGUCACGACUCCGUUCUCAUUUGAGGGACGAAAACGUUGUGUUCAAGCUCAAGAAGGAGUGGCGGCUUUGAGGGAGAAUGUUGAUACGUUGAUUGUCAUUCCUAAUGACAAGCUAUUAACCGCUGUCUCACAGUCUACUCCAGUAACCGAAGCUUUUAAUUUGGCUGAUGACAUACUUCGACAAGGUGUUCGUGGCAUAUCUGACAUAAUAAUGGUUCCCGGGUUAGUUAAUGUCGACUUUGCUGAUGUAAGAGCGAUAAUGCAAAAUGCAGGUUCAUCUCUUAUGGGAAUAGGAACUGCCACUGGUAAAACAAGGGCAAGAGAUGCUGCUUUAAAUGCAAUACAAUCUCCAUUGUUGGACAUUGGUAUAGAGAGAGCGACUGGAAUAGUCUGGAAUAUAACUGGUGGCAGCGAUUUAACUCUCUUUGAGGUGAAUGCUGCAGCUGAGGUCGUAUAUGACCUUGUUGAUCCAAACGCAAAUUUAAUAUUUGGAGCAGUGAUAGAUCCAUCUUUAACAGGCCAAGUUAGCAUAACUUUGAUUGCUACUGGGUUCAAGCGACAAGAGGAAACUGAAGGAGGAAGGGGACAGGGAGAUUCUAGGCGUCCCAAUUCCUCUUCCUCCCAAACGGAAGGUGUUUUUGUGGAGAUUCCGGAGUUCUUGAAGAGGAAAGGGGGUUAUCGAUAUCCUAAAGUUUGACAGACGAUCAUUCCUCUUGGUAGUAGUAAUAAUGAAGAAAUGGUUGGUUUCAGAGUGUUGGGGUUGUUGAUUUACACAAAAGAAAGUUGGUUUAAUUUCAUUUAUUGUUUGAAUAGCUCGACUCUUGUCUGUUUGCUUACUUGUGUACAGAAUUGCUUUCUUUCUCUAUUUGGUUGGUUCUACCGAACUGGGAAACACGAAAAUGUUUGCUCGA